AUGCCUGAGCCAAGGGAGAUGGACGCGAUGGUACAUACCGUCGGGCCAGGAAGUAUAGUUUAUGUUUUAGGCAAGUACGAGGAACGAGCACGUGCCUACAACGACGUCUAUGUAAGAAUUAAGUUACACGCUGACCCCAAUUCAGAACAGUGUCCAGACUUCGCGUCCGCAGAGUUUCAAAGUAGUCGCGCGCCCCUCUUGAGCCCUACCAGCGACGAUGCUCAAGCUGCGGCCACCUUACGCACCAUUUGGACUGCAACCAACGCCACUCUCAAAGCUAAAUGGCAACUUCAGCUCGAUGCUGAAGCUUUGGAACUCACAGAACAACAGCGUCUCCGAGACGAAGCCGAGGCACAACGCCUCGAGGCUCAGGCUCAGCUCGACGCCACUACAGCAGACGAAGAUCGGAAGAAGAACCGGAUCCAUCACAUUCCCAUUCCUAGUCGACCACGCCCUAAACGCGCUGCUGAAUCUUUUCUGGUUUCGGACUUUGCGUUACGCAAACUAGACAAGGCUCAAUUCGUCGAGCUAUAUUACUGGACCAAUAAAGGCCUCGCAGACGCUCGUCUGAAUUUCCUUACCACCGACGACGACAGCAUGGUACCCUCAGCGGCUGCGGACGGCUCUACCUCGUGGAUUGCCGCAAGUGUGGCUCGCCCAGCAGCGGGGGUUAUUGCUGACCACCUUCUUGCGCCUCUUGACUUCUCUCGCGCCAUUCCUCGCUUCAUUGCCUCGUUGGAGCAGCGAGGUUGGGAAGACUCACGUAUCGUUAUGUUAGCCAACUUCUUCGGCGCACUGAUGUUACAUAACUAUUGGUGCUCCGACAACGCUUUAGAGCAACGAGCUCUCCUCGCUUACGAGGAGGAUCAGCGUCGUGCAUGGCACCAAGCAAUUCCUUUGGCCUCCGGAGCCUGGGAUAUCAGCAUUCUAGACGAAACGGAGAUUUCUCAGACGUUUGACCGCCUGUAUCACAGUGAACGAGACCGAGCUGACCGUGAAUUCGAUCUAAAGAUUUUCAUCAUCCCAUGCCUUUAA
Messenger RNA from Suillus fuscotomentosus, 1035 nucleotides. RefSeq lists its product as uncharacterized. The transcript is spliced from 4 exons. The record is from RefSeq and is a predicted model, not a curated record. The coding region runs from base 1 to 1035 and encodes 344 amino acids. Lineage: Eukaryota; Fungi; Basidiomycota; Agaricomycetes; Boletales; Suillaceae.